Cucurbita pepo subsp. pepo (vegetable marrow) is the source of this 900-nucleotide messenger RNA. RefSeq names its product eukaryotic translation initiation factor. Gene Ontology annotation, cellular component: eukaryotic translation initiation factor 4F complex; cytoplasm. Gene Ontology annotation, molecular function: RNA 7-methylguanosine cap binding; translation initiation factor activity. Lineage: Eukaryota; Viridiplantae; Streptophyta; Magnoliopsida; Cucurbitales; Cucurbitaceae. Gene Ontology annotation, biological process: translational initiation. The record is from RefSeq and is a predicted model, not a curated record.
UAAAGCUUCGUCUGUGAUUUUCCUGCCCCCUAGUUCCUCCGAGAAAAAGAGAGGUAUUUUUCAACCCAAGAUAUGGCCGGUGAGGUAGCGGUAGAGGGUGCUGCGGCGGCGACUGAAGUACCCGAUUCCAAUCAGCAGUCCCACAAAUUGGAGAGAAAAUGGACCUUUUGGUUUGAUAAUCAGUCGCGGCCGAAGCAAGGCGCCGCUUGGGGCUCCUCUCUGCGCAAGGUCUAUACCUUCGACACCGUCGAGGAAUUUUGGUGUUUGUACGAUCAGAUACCAAAGCCGAGCAAGUUGCCGGCCAAUGCAGAUUUUCACUUGUUCAAAUCUGGAGUUGAGCCGAAAUGGGAAGAUCCUGAGUGCGCUAAUGGAGGAAAAUGGACUGUCACGAGCAGUAGAAAGGCUAAUCUUGAUAGCAUGUGGCUGGAAACGUUGAUGGCUUUAAUUGGGGAACAAUUCGAGGAGUCUGAUGAGAUUUGUGGCGUAGUUGCCAGUGUGCGCCAGAGGCAGGACAAACUUGCAUUAUGGACAAAGAAUGCAACAAAUGAGGCUGCUCAGAUGAGCCUUGGUAGGAAAUGGAAGGAGAUCAUCGACGUCACCGACAAGAUUUCCUUCAGCUUUCAUGAGGACUUGAGGAGGGAAAAGUCGGCAAAAUCUCGAUACAGUGUCUGAUCAUCAACUAGAUCAUGUUGCCGUGCUAAAUUUUGAGGAAAAUACUAAAAAUGUUAUUUCGACAUACUUGUCAUUGUUAUAUUUCCUUCUUUUGUUGGCUUUGUUUUUGGAUCCAAGACAAUCGAUUCAGAUCUUCCAUGCUUUGAAUGCCCAGAAUUUUACUUCAAUUUAUAUGUUGGAACAUACCCAUCUAGAAGUGAAGCAAUAUACUGAAAUUAUUGUAUUGUA